Molecule: messenger RNA, 990 nt
Organism: Sinocyclocheilus grahami
Lineage: Eukaryota; Metazoa; Chordata; Actinopteri; Cypriniformes; Cyprinidae
Exons: 7
Coding region: 1-714 (237 amino acids)
Source: RefSeq, a predicted model, not a curated record
AUGCUUUACAUAGCUCCUCUUCAAAUGGAACUUGACACCACUGCUCUGCCACCUGAAUCUGAAAGCUUUAAUGACAUGUCAAAAGAGAAAUGCCAGAAAUGUGGAAUCACUUAUCCAUUAGUCAUCCUGACUGCACUUUGGAAGUUUAAUAAGGCAACUUGCCCCAUCUGUCAAAAUGAAAUGCCUCUUGAUGUGAUAGAGAUUCAUGCAAGUUUUUGCACAGGUGACAGCACGCCACCUCUGGAAUUCAAUGCGUCUAUGGAGGAACCAUCUACAUCUGCAUUUUCCGUGCCUGUGACACAUACCGGUGAUCAUUCAAAUGCAGCUGAAGCCACAAGCAUGAGUUAUGAUUGGAAAACUGAACCAGAUAAAAAUAAAGCAGCAUCCUUAUACACAAAGGAAAUAAUUUGCCAACAUGAGAUGAGAAAGCCCCUCUUGAUGACCAUGGAUUUGAGGAUGGUCAAGGAAGAUCAAGACAGAGAACUUGUUGCAUUCUACAAACAAAACGGCAUAGAAUGGGCAAGCCCUGUGAAGUGCAGACGCCAAGGGGAUGCUGCCAUUGGUGAGGGAGUAACCAGACAUUUCUUGUCUACUGUUAUACAAAGGCUUCAGCAUGGAUUUAAUUUUAACAUGGGAAAUACUGCAAGGACCUGUCUCUUUGACGGUGAACCAGGUCAUCUUGUUCCAUCAUCAUCACAAUUUCUUGUAGAGUGAUCUGUUCCUUGUUGCAGGACAAAUGAUUUGACAUUCUUUCCUACAUGGUGGACCUCGGCUGGCUGGAGUCAGCCAAGCAAUAGUCCAUGUACUACUAGGAGGUUCACCUGAGACUGCUACAGUGCAAAUAGAAGACUGUCCUGACCAUGAUAUUCGUGAAACCAUAAAACUGUUUGAUGGAGAGGCUGAACUCACUAGCAGUGAAUAUCAAGCUGUCCUUGACCUGAGUCUUGCGUGGGAUCUUCCUAGCCCAACCAAAGAAACUCGGAAGUGGCU